Manis javanica (Malayan pangolin) is the source of this 7071-nucleotide messenger RNA. RefSeq names its product ARF like GTPase 5B (gene ARL5B). The record is from RefSeq and is a predicted model, not a curated record. Lineage: Eukaryota; Metazoa; Chordata; Mammalia; Pholidota; Manidae. Gene Ontology annotation, molecular function: GTPase activity; GTP binding.
GCGAAUAGGGACAGGAGGCGGAGCGGAGGUGGGGCUUGGAGCUGGUAGACGCUCUGGUGGUUAGGUGGGUUCCGAUCGCGGGGGCUACGGGUCGGCGUUGGGCUCACUGGGCUCGAAACAAAAGACUCUCCGGUGGGUCCUCGGUGAGGCGCUUUCCGACGAGUAGCGGAGCAGCGGACCAGAGCUCCUCCACCAGCCGGUGGCACGCGGUUUCAGUGGGCUUCUCCGCGAUUCCCGUAGCCAGCGCUGCGGUGGGGGGCCCGGAGCGGCGGCACCUGCUGCUGAGGGGCCCCGCGGCCCACCCAGGUGCUCAUGAUGGGGCUAAUCUUCGCUAAACUGUGGAGCCUUUUCUGUAACCAAGAACACAAAGUAAUUAUAGUGGGGCUGGAUAAUGCAGGGAAAACCACCAUUCUCUAUCAGUUCUUAAUGAAUGAAGUGGUUCACACAUCUCCAACCAUAGGAAGCAAUGUUGAAGAAAUAGUUGUGAAGAACACCCACUUUCUUAUGUGGGAUAUUGGUGGUCAAGAAUCGCUGCGAUCAUCCUGGAAUACGUAUUACUCAAACACAGAGUUCAUCAUUCUUGUUGUUGAUAGCAUUGACAGGGAACGACUAGCCAUUACGAAAGAAGAAUUAUACAGAAUGUUGGCUCAUGAGGAUUUACGGAAGGCUGCCGUCCUUAUCUUUGCAAAUAAACAGGAUAUGAAAGGGUGUAUGACAGCAGCUGAAAUCUCCAAAUACCUCACCCUUAGUUCAAUUAAGGAUCAUCCAUGGCACAUUCAGUCCUGCUGUGCUUUAACAGGAGAAGGGUUAUGCCAAGGACUAGAGUGGAUGACCUCUCGUAUUGGUGUGAGAUAACUUUUUUGCUUGAAAGAGACUGCUCUAUUUAUUCUGUGACAUGAACAUUUUUCCUAGUAUCUUUGGCUGCUAAGGCAGCAGCAUGUUUAAUUUAUAACAACACAAACCUCUAUGAGCAACACUUGAAUCAAGUGCAGCUGAACUGGGACACAAAAGAUUUUUUCUUACCUUUUUUUUAAUGCACUAAUCUUCAGUUGGAUGAACAUAAUGUAUAACUAUAUUUUCAGCGAAAGAAUUCUUCUGACUGCUUAUUCUAAUUAUUCAAUGACUGCCUUGUAAGAAAUGUUUGUCAUGUUUGUUCCCUGAAGUAUUAUAAGUUAAUGACCAAUUUCUUUUGUUUCUUGACUACCCCUUUCCCCCACCAGAUAAUUACUUCUUUGACAAAGUAGUAGCAGAAAUUAUCAGAUACUGCUUGCAAACUUAACCAGCACUAAAUAUUUGUUCCUUCUAUAAACCACUUUUGAACAGAACUUAUUAUAGAGAAAGAAAUGUGCCUAAAAUAUAUGUACAAGAUUAAAUAUCAUGAGAACUGCCUUUAAAUGUGCUGACUUCCCUCACAUUAUUGCAAGUCUUAGAAUCAUUUUAAAUUACUAUUAGCAUGGAAAUUAAGUAGGCUAUUUAUCCAAAAGAAUUAAGUUCACUUUUCUGCCUAAUUUACUUAGUUAAGUUAAUCAAGGUGAAAUGUUUAUAUGAAAGCCCAACUUUGAUAAUACAUAUAUUGGAUCUGGUAUUUUAAGAAUGUUGCAUUAUUCAAUGCAUAUAUAACUAUCAGAAGUUAUUAAAGCAUACCAGCAGUAAUAUGAAAACAAGACACUUGGAAUAUAUUUUACUCUCAACUUUAACAAACAAGUUUAUUAUCAGCAGAAAGUUCAACUGUUCCAUUUGCAAGAGCCAUCAUAUCUGCUUUGGGCAAUAGCUAAAGCAGAAAUAUUGAACAGUUAAUUCCAUUUCUUAAAAUUUGAAAUUGUUUCUCUAAGAGUAUUUCUACCACCAACAAUAUAUUACUUAAAAGAGAUAAUGGCUUUUCUUAAAUCUGUUUGAGAUUGUAGUGUAAUAGGCUUGAAACAAUUGCCAUCCUUAUAGUUACACCUUGUGUUCUCAAGUUUUUUGCUGGAUUAUAGGAAACUGCUGGAUUUAAUCCUGGCUUUUAGACUGGAAGUUUGAGACUCAUAGUUAAUACACUAACAACUUAAAAAUUAAAAAAUAGAAAAAAAGUCAUUAUCAAAAUUGUAUUUAUUGCAUAGCAUUAAGAAGUUUUCAAGGCAGUUGUCUAAUAUGAAUAAUAAUCUAAAUAGUGCCUACCGUAAGAGGGAGGACAAGUAUUGUAAUUUUGAUCCUCUAUUUCAAAUGUAUGAUUUUGCUAUAAUGAAAGGAUAAAAUGUGUAUUUAGAGUAAUACUUCAUUUUUACAGUAUUUUUUGCCAUUUGGGUCAAAAUAGGAUUCAGUAUUCAUAAUAUCAAAAUAACCUGUUUUAAAGUGGUGUUUUAAUUUUAAUUUUUUUUAUUGUAGGCUGGUUUAAAUUUUGCUCUGUUUUCAAGUAUAUUUGAUUUAUUAGACUUAGUCUAAUUUAGUUGAUUGUGGUAACAUUUUCUGAUUUCUCUUUAGUAGUAGCACACCCUAGAAGUGAAAAGUGGCUAGAGGAAAGUUUCUAAACUUUGGGAACUGGUUACCUGUUAACUUUGUUUUGAACCUUUUUCUUAGUGAUUCUAUACCAGUUAGACAAUAAAUUUUGUUUAAAAUGUAACCCAUAAUCAAGAAUAUGAGAGAAAAGCAGACAUAAUUCAGUAAGAAUGCUUUGUGGUGUGUAUGUGGUGGUGGGGUAGGAGAAAUUAUGAAAAUACCCUUUACCUAAAGCAUACUUGCCAGAAUUUAUGUCUUGGUUAUAUAGUUUAGCCAUAAAUACUGAGGAUAAUUCUCUUAACCCCAACCUGAAAAAAACAUAUUUAAUAGUCCUGUAUGUGUUCUUACUAUGAAGUUUAUCAUCUUGUAUCUAGUAAGAUUGGCUGGCUCAAUUUUCUUCUAUCAAAUUAUUUGGUUAUUUUUUAUAUUACCGCAUCAGCAUUAUACUGAAAGUGUUUUUAAUAGUUGAUGGUAUUUUGUCAACUAUUAGGAUAGAGUCAAGUUUGCUAUUUAAUUUUUAAAAUGCAAUUCAUUUUUUAUUUUCUAAGUCCUUUUUAAAAAACAUUUUGUUAGCUUUGGAUUGAAAAUGAUUUAUGUUGACUGUGUGCUAAAGAUGAAAUCAACAUCCCAUGAGAUUUUUGUGCCAGUGAUUGGGAAAAGGUCAACAGGAAAUUGAUGUAAGACUUUUAAAAGUAUCUUAUAAGUUCUCAUUAGAUAUUUCCUGUACAGUAAGAUGAAAACUGAUUAUCCUUUACUCCAAGAGAAUGGCUAAACUCAGCCAAAUAUCUAAUACUAAAGAAUUGAUUCUGAUAUUCACUGUAUCAACAAAAUCAGAAUUUGACUAAUGCCUUUAUUCUUAUUUUGAGCUGAGGUCUCAAUUUUGUACUAUACCUGUUCUUUAAGAUUCAGAUAGCAGGUAAUUAAUUUAACAAUGAAAUAAUUUGAGUUUCACCCUCCCGCUCAACCUCUCAAUUGCCUAGCAAAGUUUUUAGUAAGUAGUAGAAAGCAAAGGGCCACAUUACUUUUGAGAAGUCAUUCUACAUUUUGUUUUUAAUUUGAAGAUAAACUAAAUUUUAAUCUUUCCCAUGUGUUAUAACUAAAAUGUAAGUGCUACCCUUGUAAGUUCAAAUAAGGUGGUUUUGUUAAACUUAGAACAAGUCUCAUUCAUCAUAUUUAAACUCGUUGUUCUUAAUGAAGCUCAUUUGGGAACUUUAGAAUUAACAGGCCUUUUAUAUGAGGAUAUACUGUAUAUUUUGUACUAAUGCAGUCUAAUUCCUUAAAAUCAGAAAUAGUAGUAAUUUUUGCUUUUAUGUUCUGUUAGUAUGCUUAAGGUAUAUAUAAUUUUAUUCUACAUUAGAGGAAAGAUAAAUUCAACUUUCAUUGUUAAAAAUAAUUUUUAAAUGGGUUACCACCCUUAUAGCCAUAAUCAUCUUGAUGAAGCAUAAAUUCACUUUUAUUAUCUAUAUAGCAUAAGAUAAAACAGUUAUUUUCCUGUGGAAUCAAUGAUAUAGGGAGCACUGUAAACUGUAUUCUCUGAAGAAUGAGGGGAGUCAUAAAGCAAGAAAAUUUAAAAGAAACAGUAUUUUUUUUUUAAAUCUUUUUGGUAUAGUAUCUUAGGAUAAAUUUACAAAUGGAACCAUUUCUGACUAGGCUCAUUUCAUUCUUAAUUAUGUAAAACUGUAUUAGUAGAAAAAAUAUGCUGGUAUUAUGCCUAUAGAUGGAAAAAUUCCAUCAACCUUUAAUUUUCAAGACCAGUUCAUGAGUCUAGCUUUUCAUCUGUGGCUUUAGAUCCAAAACAUUUCAUUUCUAGUUCAGUUCUAAAGGACCUUUUAUAUCUCAUCAAGGUAAAGUCACCUCAAGAUACAGCAUGGUGACUUGUCAUCUGGUAGAGUAAUGACUAUCUGGCUAUCUAAAAGGUGGGCUCAAAUCCUAAUUUGACCAUUACUUACUUAUUUGAUCUUAAAUUUACUGUCCAUAGACCUUCUAUUUUUCCCAUACUUAGGAACUUAAGCAAACAAAACUCCAACAUGUCUUUUGCUUUUAAAAUCCUAAAUUUUUACAUACUACAUUAAAAUUUUAAAAAAUUAGGAAGACAUGUAAUAAAUUAAUUUUUAUCUUAUUUGAUGCCCACCUCAUCAUUUCACUUGGUAUAUGAAUAUUAUCAACUAAGGAAACAAAUUAUCAACUAUUAACAGCUACCCAACUUAAAUCACACUAAUAGCUAAUGGCAGUGCAAAAGAGAAAAUAAGCCAUAUUGCUAAGAAAAUUAUUUUAGCCUUAUAAAAACACCAGUGUGUGUUGAAAAUACUUAGUUCUAGAGAUUAGAUUAGCUUGCUUAUUUUCCUCAUUUUUACUAGUUAGAGUGGUUGUUAGCCUGUUCAUUUCAUUGACUUUAGAUGCCACCCAAAACUCAUAUGACUUUUCAGUUUUGAAGGGAUGGUAUAGCCAGGAUGUCGGUAUUUUACAAACACAUGCAUAAAUCUGAGAGUAGUGUAUAAUCAAGGUUAGUUUUUUAUGUAAUGUCUCAUCCUUACUUAUUUAUUUAGCAUUACUGUGGAGACUGAAAGCCAAAAGUCAGGUUCCCAGAAAGGAUUUUUUAAGAGUUCCAGAUGUCCCAAGCUAAACAGAGAAGGCCAACUAAAAAAAAAAAAAAACAAAUCUUCAACCACUCCAUUUUAAAUUUAAAGUAGAAAAAAUACUGUGUUCAACAAACCUAAAAUCCCCUUCAAAUGUGUAUGGUUUGGUAAAAUGCUUGCGAAAUGUUAAUUUGGAGGAAAAGAAGAAUAUCUAGGAACAGAAGUUAAAACACUUGAUAGUAAACAUGGGGCAGGAAAUCUUUUAAAGGAUAUUAAGUAAUAGAAAAUUUGAAUGAAACAGUGAACACCCCCCAUUUAAGGCAAUUAAAAUUACUAGAAAGGACAGUCAUUUACUCUAGAACUGAAUAGCCUAUAUUAUUUUUAAUGUGGCCAAAGCAGUGAAAAUAGAUCAGGCUUUUAGAAUUUUGGAGUGUAAUCACCUAAAGGUAUCUUUUGCUCAUUUUUUUAAAACAAUAAGCUACAUUUUCUUGAGAAAUAAUAAAAUGUGCCAUGCAUAUCUUUUGGAAUAGAAAACAAAGUUCUAGAAGAAUGGAAAUCUUCUCUCACACAAAUUUGUAAAAUCUUAAACUUAAAAAUUACCUCAUUUUUCAAUCUCUAAGGUGCUUUUGCCAUUUGUGGGAUGUUGAACCAUCCCAUAAAUACUCCCUUCACCUAAACUGUAUUUGAAAUACACAAAAUUCACAACUGAGAGCAUUCCUUGGAGAUUUUCUUUUAUUCUUGUGUACCACCAGCAGGCUGACAUGGUGUAGCAGAUCCACAAAUCAUCCUCAUUAAAGCACACAGGCAAGUUCUGUCAAUACUUAGUUUAAUUAAAGUCAGAUAAGGGAAAGGAAAAACCUUAACAGUUGAUUGGUUUUAUUACACUGUGAACAUAUUUCCAUCAAUGACUAUCAGUUUGAUGUUAUGUGUAAUUUAUUUGCAUAAUUGGGCCCUAUUCACAAGAAAUUAAAAUCAUUUUAAUCUUCAUACUUUUUCCCUCAGGAAAUUCAGGGACUUUACAGCCCCUAUUUUGUUCUCUUAGAGUUAAGUGUAGUUUUUGAAAACUUUCUAUUUUGAUUUUUUAAAAGUUUAGCUGCUAUUUCAUUAAAAGUAAAUAAGAUGAUGGUUAUGAUUUUUCCAAUUAUGUAAUAAUUAUAAAUCUUACCCUAUUCAUUUAUUGCUCAGAGCAUGAUGUAAAAGGAAAACAAAAAUUAAAAGCAGUUAAAGCCUUGCUCUUGCAUUUAUUCUAGUAAAAAUAUAAUGAUUAUAAUCCCACAUUGUCAUGUUAACAUAAAUUGGUGCUUUAGAGCAUUAAAGAACAGCAGGCCCUGUGUAAUAUAUUUCUUGCCUCAGAAUGUAAAACUAUGUAAAAGCAUCUAUAUUUAUGUUCAUUUCUUAAGGUUUAAAUACAGACUUGUCAUUAUCCAUCAAGCUUCAGGCUUUCUGCAAAAGCUGUAAUAAUAUCCUAACUAAUCAGUUUGGUCAAACAGAAGAUUGUUAAUAAGGCCAAAAUUGUGAGACGGAUCUCUCUGGACCCUCUGGCAUUGUACAGAGGGGAAAAGAAAAUGUCUCAUGCCAUAAACUAUGCUGUUUAGCCCCAACCAAGCAACUAAAAUGUGUGCUAUCGGUCCAAUAUAUUAGCAUUAAUACAAUUUUAAAAAAAACAAAUUACUUCAUGCAUUUAUAUCAUCACUUCUUGAAAAUGGUUCAAAGCAUGUUCUUCUAAUGUUGGGGUUUAAAAGACAUGUUUUAAAAUUUUUAUAGCUUUAUUACUGUCAUAAAACACUCCUUUUUGUGCUAAGUUUAGGUUGCUGGUGCUCAUCAUUUUAUAUUUCUGCAAUUAUGUUAUAAUUAGUUACUUGCAUGCCUACUUAUCCAAGUAAAAGGAUGUUGUUUGCUCUGGAAUGUUCAUGUUUUAGACAGAUUUUGGCUCAUUUGCAAUCACAGUGCAAUACAGUGUAACAGUCAUUUGUUUUCAGUCAACAGUUUUAUUUUUGUCAUAAUAAAUACUUUUCCAAUA